AUGACAGACAGACCUGUCUCUUCCUCAACCACUCGAGGAAACGUCCUUGGACGAGGACUGGCUUGUAUUCGAUGCCGACGGCGCAAAAUGGUGCCCUUCUCCCCUAUCGACAUGUCUAGAUGUGACGGUGCAAGACCGACUUGCACGCCGUGUAUCGAAGCGCAACAAGUUAUGGAUUGUGAAUAUUCGGAUGGCCAGAGCCGGACACGCACCGAGAUACUCGAGGAACAGUACAAGGAACUUCAAUUGCGACUUCAGGAAUUGGAAGGAAGAUCCGAGCCCAGCCAGACGCUUCUACUACGUGAUCCUUAUUUACCGACAUCGUCUGCGAUGAUGAGGAGAAGCGAUAGAGAUGAAUCUAUAUUGCCGCAUGUUCACGAUACGCAACCUGCGGCGCUCAAAUGGUGGGAAGCGGAAGAGCUUUCUCCACCAGUUUCUGAUGCACUUGUUGCGAUUUUUCUUCCGCACUCAGAGGUACUCGGGUUUGCGGUAAAUCCAGUGCGGUUCAAGGUCCAACUCGCUCUUCCUAUCCAUCAUCCCGAGCGACCACAUCCUGCACUCACUAAUGCAAUAUAUUUGUGGGCACUUCGUAUUAGCAACUUGAGGGAAUAUAUGCAACACGAAGAUGUGUAUCGUCACCGCGCGGUCCUUGCUCUUCAAGGCACAUCAGAAAUGCAAUCCGAAGUUAGCCAAAGUCUAGCGCAGCAGAGAGUACAAGCCGUGCAGGCAGAAACCUUACUCGCUCAGUACUUCUUUUGCCUUGGACUCACGAUUGAAGGUCGCUAUCAUGCCAAUGCCGCUGUGACUCUUGCAGUUAGCUGUGGACUUCAUCAGAUCAUGCCUACGGGUUAUGCUCACAAUUCUUCCUUUGGAAGUAGCAGCGCCUCGUUUCUUAGUGCCUCUUUCGCACUGCCUGCAGCUCGCGACGCCACUGAGCAGGCAGAACGCAUAGGCGUAUUUUGGUCUGUCUUUAAUGUGGACGCCUGUUGGAGUGUGGCACUGGCUUUGCCCCGCUCUUUAACUGAUGAAAUCGCACGCGGCACUGAAAUCGAUACAUCAUGGUCAUAUGAGCAAGCGUCUGUCAGUUUUGGAAAUACUGUACAGAGAUUCCUUUCUGCCGAACUUAUUGUGGGUCAAGAUGACUCACACUUGGUGCUUCGAGCAAAGGCAUCUGCUCUUUAUGAGCGGGCAGCGACCUUAUCAACACGCUUCGGGCUUGAUGUAUCGCUUGAGCCAGAAGUACAGAGGCUAGCCCACAUCACGUCGCAAUUUGCACAAGGUCUUAUUCCUCUUGACCAACUAGGAGACGUUGCGGAUGAUAUCCGCGUUAUCUUAGCCAUUACGCAUGGUAUUGCGCAUACCUCCAUGAUUCAUCUUCAUCGUGCACGUCCGUCCGCAACGCCUGGUUCAUCUGGUGCCUCUCUGCAGCAUGCUAAUGAGAUACUCGCUAUUUUGGAAUUCAUAUCGUCCAGAACUAAUGAGAAUGAAGGGGAUGCUCGAAAUGUUGUACCAGAUCCCAUCCUUGCUGCAAGUACCACCCCUGUUAUUGGGUCAGCUGCUGGAAAGGUAUUCAUUGAGAGGCUCGACCACCUAAAGCAUGAAGCGCAAACACGCGAAAUUUGCUCACAGCAUAACGCACUGCGACCUAGAAUAAAUCGUCUCGUCAAUGCGCUACGGACAUGUGCAGGCCCUACGAAUGCGUCGUAUCCUGUCUUUUUUUCUUUUGGAUGGUUGACGGCUGUAGCACAGCACGCGGACAGAAUCGGUGAAGACCUAGAGGAAUUGGCUGAUGACAUGAAUUAG
Fomitiporia mediterranea MF3/22 is the source of this 1803-nucleotide messenger RNA. RefSeq lists its product as uncharacterized. Lineage: Eukaryota; Fungi; Basidiomycota; Agaricomycetes; Hymenochaetales; Hymenochaetaceae. The transcript has 9 exons. Gene Ontology annotation, biological process: DNA-templated transcription; regulation of DNA-templated transcription. Gene Ontology annotation, cellular component: nucleus. Gene Ontology annotation, molecular function: DNA-binding transcription factor activity, RNA polymerase II-specific; DNA binding; zinc ion binding. Bases 1 to 1803 code for a protein of 600 amino acids. The record is from RefSeq and is a predicted model, not a curated record.